UUCUGAGACUGCUUCUAAUUACGAUUUCCUAGCGUUGUGAACUGUGAUGUGAAUUGGAUAAAGAGACAGCAAUACUUGUUCCUACUGAAGUGCAUAGUUGUUCCCGGAUUAUCGCUUAGUAUACAGGUUUGCUCGUGACACAAUCGUCCUAGCUCUUGCCGAUCCUCACAGGACUUACGACCGGAAGUUGUAGUUAGCUCGUUCCUGAGGGAUUCCUGAUCUUCUGUGUUCCUGAAUCGUUCGUCUUAUUUCCACCAUAGUUCUUCUGUUACAGUUUGAGAGUACGAGUGCCUACUGACUGAGCAUUACAGGCGUGGAAGAGUAAAGAUUGUUCAUGGAGCCUUAAACGGCGUGAACGCUUAUACACGACACCAGUAAUGAUUUUCAAAGACUGUAAUUUAAUUUUACCAAAAUAUUUCAGGAGCAGUACUCGUAUAUUUUGAUUAUGGAUUUCCACUGCAGCUGACCAAGUCAAAGCCAAGCAAAAACGUCCAUGUAUAUAGCGAACUUUCUCUUGCAAAUCUGAAUAAAUUCCGGUUAACGGGGAGGUGUAGAGUGUCGACCGGAUCCCGUGAUGGAGCGCAAUUAUGACUCAUGCGUGUUUCCGGUAGAACAAAUGCCGCAUCGCUGCUUGGACGGGCCGUAUAUAUGUACCUUGCAUUGGUUUCUAGCGACCGCAUAGUCCUCGAGACGCGGUAUUGUUGUUGGCGGCCGUGGUCCGUGACGGAUGGUCAGCAGUCAGCACCGGAAAGUGACCAGCGUUGCGAUUAAAAUCCCCGUGUUGAUAUUGGAGGCAAUCGCAUUGAAAGGAAACCGUAACCGGCAUCAUAAGAAUUGGUUGUCACAUAUAUUAUUGCAUCAGGAUUAAACCGCGCUGAUGGAUCUGUGUCAGUAUGGUCAUAUAUCACACAUUGCAUCCAUCGCCGACUCCGUCUGAUGCAGCGCAUACCGGCUAUAAUCGGAUAAUCUGUGGAUCAUACAUAUUCAUUCCAUCAGGAUCAUAAUUGUAAUUGGCACCGGCAUUCAAACGGAGAACCGGUUGACGACCAGCGUGAUUCAGCAUGAUGGAUGUACUGUUUCCAUAAUACCAGCGUCCGUCCACACCGCUAUGGAACAGCACAACCGCCGGUCACGGGAGGGUGUGAGAAAAAUGCGGGUUAGUGUUGCUCUUACAUGGAUCUGGCUGAUCUUUCACGCCGCUACAUGUGCCAGUGGGACACCGUUAACAAUGACCGUCGCGAUCCAUAACUCCACAACGCCGUCUCCAGCCGACACACCGGUCAACACCACAUCGUUCGACGACUUUUUAUACGACUGUGGUGAGGAGUGCUGGCGCAAACAUUCCCUUUUCAACAAAACCAUCUUCCAGCCAAAUUUUCCCAAACUUAAAACAACCGCACCCAACACCACCGUUGUACCCGAUCUCAAUACCACAGCGCCGCAUUCAAGCACGAACGUAAUGCAACGGGAAGGAAAACUGGAGCACGACGAUCCCUACGCAUCCCGGGAGAAAUAUUCCGUUCCCAGUUACCAAGGGAGUAUGUCCCUGCCCUGGCCGACACCUCCGGCGUUUUAUCGCGGGAGCAAUGAUCUCCAGUACCGGACACCGUUGACCAAGGCGUCCGUAACCUUUACACCGACAAUCCCGAAAUCUUCCACGACGGUGACAACACGUUUACCGACUACCUUCUCUGCUAAACCCAUAAAAAAUGUGACGUCGGAAAGUCGAACUACACCGUCGAAUAAUUUCACCAACAAAGCCAAACUUUUACCGGUCACGCAGCGCCGGACGUCGACGCCGGAGCCGGAAUACUACCAUCACAUGGAGGAACAAGCGGAACUCCUCAACGCUAACCAUUCCGUGUAUUAUUUGCUGACCUUAAACGGGAGCUGUCACGAGAUCGAGGAGUCCCACGAGGCCGCGGAGGGUUUCGUGCAAGCCUUCUCCAAAGCGCUGCUGGAGCGUUUUGAGACGCUGACCGUGGAGGAUGUGCACGUGUGGUCCAUCGCCUGCGGCUCGGUGAUUGUCAACUUCUCCAUGCCCACCUGGGAGCAUGCCAAUCAUUUUGGAUAUCUGCAUCAGAGGAUUGUGGAAGGGGGCAACUUCUCGGUUUACUUCACGGAAAAAGUGUACCGGGCGGUCGCGUUGACCCGUACGCGGGAUGAUAUGGCGGACGAACAGACACUCGCCCACCUGCAGAUUGCGCCGAGUUCCGGUCGGUUCUAUCCGGGAGUGAUUUACGUGGUGGUUGGCGCACUUGUUGGUCUUGCCCUAUUGGUCAUCGCCACAAUCUUCAUCGUCCGCCUGCACCGUCGCCGCGGCCGGGAGUUCUCCAUCUCCCUGACCAGUGACCAGCCCAACCCGCCGAAACUCUCCAGCGUCAACGCCCAGGACUAUACCCUCACCCGACUACCCCGCACCACCAAGCUCUUCAUGAGCGACAUGGAGCGCAAUCCCUGGGCCUACACCAACCCCGACUUUCAGGCGUCCCUGCCCAGCCUGCACGCCCCGGGGCGGAAGACGGAGUACCUCAAUUUCGUCAACCACGGGGUCAUCCCCUCGCGUCAGCGUCUGUCUAGUCCGGAUUCCUCGUCCUCCCUGACGAAGAAUCCCCUGCUACAAGUGACCCACUGGGGACAACGACAGGCCGAUGCGUCCAUGUCGACGGCCACGUCUACGGCCCCGGCGUCGUCCACGUCGCAGCGGGAACGCAGUGGCCAUAGUGAGCCGAAAAGCAGCUCCUCUUCGUAAACUAGUCUUUCAGUUGUGCGAUUGACGCAGUUGUAUAUAGUGUUUUACCUCAGUUUGUUGGAUAUGAACAGACUGAUUUUACCAAAGAUUUUUUAUGUAAGAUAAGGAAACACGGGAGCAGCGCGUAAAUAUGCGUUGUUUGCUGAACCAGUUCUGAUGACAAACUCCAGUUCCACAGAAUGGCAUUGUAAACUCUUGCGGAAUUUUGAUUGCUUAUUGAUUUUUGUUGUCGUUUAUGCGAUGAUUUACGGCGUAUGAUAUAAAGAUUGGC
Paramacrobiotus metropolitanus is the source of this 3023-nucleotide messenger RNA. RefSeq lists its product as uncharacterized. The transcript has 5 exons. The coding region runs from base 1109 to 2752 and encodes 547 amino acids. The record is from RefSeq and is a predicted model, not a curated record. Lineage: Eukaryota; Metazoa; Tardigrada; Eutardigrada; Parachela; Macrobiotidae.